This is a messenger RNA of Durusdinium trenchii, 3459 nucleotides long. The record is from the annotation of a GenBank genome assembly. NCBI's taxonomy places the organism in Eukaryota, Dinophyceae, Suessiales, Symbiodiniaceae.
AUGGCCAAGAUGCAGAAUUGGCUGGUGGUGACUUUUGGUGGUUCUGGUGACCCAGAACAGCCUGAUGCUGUGGAAAUCUGCUACUUGACUAGUGACUAUUUGCACGACCGCUUCUUCCCAAAAGGCCUGGACAACUUCAAGUCCCUCAUGGAAGAGGUGAAGCAGAUGGUGGAAAAGGCUGACCCCGGCUUUGUGUUCCAACGGCGAGCAGCGGCGUCCACAGUGCCUAUGCUUCCCCUGGCCAAUGAGACAGUGGAGGUCUUCCUCAACCCCUGGCACCUGUCAUUUGAUCCUGCCAUGUCUUUGAAGGGGAAGUCAAAGAUGGUGCAUGUUCUUCGGUGUGUGAACGACUUCCUGGAGAAGCCCUACAACUCUGUGGAGAACCCCAUCCACGUCUUUUUCCCCAAGUCCAUGUGCUCUGAGGGUGAUGGCCUGGAGCCCUUCAGCGUUGGCCAUGGCAUUGGUUUUGCAAAGAGUUUGGCAAUCAAAGCCAUCUUACUCGGUGUCUAUGAGAUCAAAAACGAACUCUCAGAUCCAGAGUUCAGAGCCCUGAUCCCGAGCAUUAAGCCACUCUUUGGCUUUCGCUGCACAUACAAGACGGCAGGGGAUGAGCGCACUGAUCGCUUCCAGUGCUUGCAGGACAAGUUUUCUGAAGCCGCACGCCCGCGCCCUGAUUGCAUUCAAGUGGCCAACCUUCUUCUUGCCCAAGCGCGGGCCGACGGCAUGCAAUGGGAUGAAGCUUGCAAAGUCUUGAUCCCAAUGUUCAACCAGGGCAGCCAGAGUGAGGUGAAGCAGCUGACGGACAUGGAGGUUUGCAUUGUGAAGGUGCUGCCGACCCUGGAUGAGGACACUUUCAGCGCCAUUGACUACCAUUGGCAGCAGACCUUGAUUAAAAACAGCGCCCUCCCAUACAAAGUGUUGGGCAAUGACUUCUUUUUCAAUGGCAGCAAGCCAAGGCAAGACAAUGAGCUGUGGAGAUGCAUCCUGGCUCCAGACAACAGGAAGCGGCACUGGUUUGUGAAGCGCAAGAUCCAAUACUUCCAGUUCAGGGUGGCAGAUGCCAAGCGCUUGAAGAAGAAGGUCAACCUCACUACAGCUUCCUCCAGCUUUCGGGACAAGCUUGAGAAUGAUGCAGCUUGGGCCGUGGCAGCUAUCUUCAGCCAUUUUCUCCAGCAGUGGGAGGGCCUACUCACGAAGAGUGGCAUGAUCAGGCUCCAGGAAAAGUUCUGCAGGGGCUACCUUGACACAGAGCUGCAGGAGAAAUACCGGAUGCUGAAUCCCACCCUCGCUCCGUCUUCGUUCCGUUUUCUCACUGAAGUAGGCUACCAGGGGGCCACCAUUGACUCCAAGGAAGACAUGGAAGCCAAGGCGAACAGUGACCUUGAGAAGGCAGAGCUUGCAAAGGCCAAAGCCAGGCUUGCCAAAGAACAAUUUCUUUGGAAGUCUUUCCAAGGCAAGGUUGAGGAUUUCAAGCUUCAAGGGCUGGGUCUGAAGCAAGAGCAGCUAGAUCAGGAGAGGGCCAAGCAAAGGGCUGCCAUUGAGAACUACGCUGACACCUUCUUCCCGCUCAGAGACCUUGCUGAGGUCUCACAUGGUGGAACUUUUGCUGAGGCUAGCAUCAACCGUUUCUGCAACGAUCAAGGCUUGCCCAUGGAACCUGUGUACAAAAUCUACUGGUUGAAUAGCUCUGUGCUGGGCUAUGACAGUGUGGCUGGAGUGAAGGCUGCUGUGCAAGAGUAUGCUUCACAAAUUGCAGCCUGCCCUGAGACCUCCUGCAUGCUGGUGGCUGCACCAACAUGCGGCUCAUGGGGGAAUGAAUACAACGAAGCAGCCAUUGCGGAAGCCACAAAACAGAUCUCCGACACCCUGCACGAACCAGAGUGCCGGCUCAUUGUCCGUGAGGUGGUCCUCAUCUUUGAUCAGGGCACCAUCCAGCAGCAAUCACGUCGGCCAGCCAUGCACAAGUUCUUCAUGGCAGUCUCUGACCAAAUGCACGCAGACAAGGUCCUGAGUCACUUCACCCAGAGCCAGCUGUGGGUACGACAGCUGGCUGUUGGGAAAGACAAAGUGCCAAUGCAGCCAAUCAAGAACAUGGUGGAUCCACGCCGGAAUUUUGCUGCAGCAGGCGGGUCUACUGACAUCAGCAAACAAGCUCGGCGCAAGCAGUGGCUGUCUGGAUGGCCUGUGGUUGCUGCAUUCCACGAUGCACUUUGGCCAGGAAUGCCAGUGACCCAGAGGUCUGUGGCAGCCUGGAUUGAUGUCUUUGCCUUUGACCACUCUUUGCCAGAGGCUUUGAUGCGCAGGGCAGACACCAGUGGCACACCGCACCAGCUCUAUGUGGGGCUCCUUUGGGCAGAGAUGAACAGCAGGGACAGCACUGCAGUGGACCAGCCAAAUCGAAAGCAGAAGGAGCAUGCCAAGAUUGCCAAAUGGCUCCGUAACCAAAUUUGCCGGAAGCUCCACUUGGUUUGCACGGAAAAUGUCUUGAAGAUUGAGGGUUGGGUUCCCGUGUCCACCUACCAGGAGUCACGCACCUCACCAACCUUCUCUGAGAGUGACUUCACUAUGACAUACCCCGCAGCUUCCAACUCUUUGCCCUUGCGAGACACUGCAUUGGACCUCCUUGAGAGCAAGAUUCAGAGCCCAGAGGCACGAGCAGAGUGGGAUGCAGCGGUGGCUGAGCACAACGCAGAGUGGAACCCAUCAGGCGUUCCGCACCGCUCCGAUGUGAAGCGCCCAGCUGAAUCAGGUGCAGAAGGCGCCACCCCUGCCAAGAAAGCCAAAGUUCUUGAAGCUGAGAAGGAUGGGCCUCAAACAGUGGAGGAGCUUGCGUCCCAACAUGGAAAACUGGUGGAGGUCCCAGUGGGCUCAGCCAAGUUGUUCUUUGACAAGAAUGGCGCUGUGUGGGCUUUGGCUUCAGAUGCUGAGUGUGAACUCAACGAUGAUGGCCCUCUGAAUAAUCUGAAGCUGUUUCACUGGCAGGAGGCCACAGCAGCUGCAAGCAAGUCCAAAGUCUUCCCCAUGGUCUUCAAGAAUGACUUGGAUGUCGCUUGCUUUACCACUGACAGCAAAGGACCUGAAAAGCGCAAGGCCCUUCGCAGCUGGCUGCAUGGCUUGGAAGCUGAUGGGAAAGACCUUGACCAAGCUGGUGACACAACUGGCCGUGUCUACGAUGUUUCCAGCACUGAGAGCUGCAAUUUUGUGCCAGCCAACACCCCCCGCAAGAUUGGAGGCAAGGCCCCUCCAGAUUGGGAUGAUGCUGGGAGCUUCUGCGUCAUGGGCCAGCUGGACAAAUCGGAUCCCGAAACCAAGAAGCAUCAGCUGGGGAAUUUGGAGCUGGUGGACCGCUGGCAACUUUCUGAUACUGAGCAGGGUGUGCAGUGUGUGCCUGUGAAGCCAGGGCUGUUUCCAAGCCAGCCACUUUCCUUGAAGAAGGGUGUUCUGGCCCGGCUGGCGUAG